Molecule: messenger RNA, 1144 nt
Organism: Cadophora gregata
Lineage: Eukaryota; Fungi; Ascomycota; Leotiomycetes; Helotiales; Ploettnerulaceae
Exons: 2
Coding region: 257-868 (203 amino acids)
Source: RefSeq, a predicted model, not a curated record
CUGUCACGUGAGAGGAGAGAUCUCUCCAAGUGAAUUAUUGUGAGAGCUCUGUCCUAUCCUUGAGAGCCAUGACUCAACUUCAUGCAAAGUUGUUCUUGUUCACGACAAAAAAAAUCGGUGCACAUCGGAGCCUCAACGGAACUUUAAGCGACUUUGUUGCCUACCGGCGCGGAAACAAUGUCAAUAAAGCCGAAGUCACUCGUCAUCAAGUAGUUCGCCUUCGAACCCAAUUGAAUUUCACGCGCUCGAAUGAAAAAUGCUGUCACAGAUUGAAUUCCAAGACCUGUGUCGCUUGCUCUCCCACAACUUUGCACGUCUUUUGAACCUUGAUCGUACGCAGAUGCUCGGAAAUUUCCUCGAAACAUUCUCUCGAACUCGAUAUCAUCACCAAUUUCUUCUCGAUAUGCCUCACGCCUCUACCGGUACGCAGCAUUCUUGCCCAGGCGCAUCUGGACCUGUCACGCUCAAGAAUGGCAACGUGAUACCAGCAGGGAAUUGCAGUUGGAAAGUGGCAGAGAGCAAGUACAGGUGGUGCACCAGACAUGAGAACCUGUGCAAGCCACACGAUUGGACAUAUUCCAAAAAGGACGAAUGCAAGCACUGCCAGAAAGCAAAGGCGGCAGCGAAGGAGGAAGCAGAGAGGAAGAAGGAUGAGAAGAGGAAGAGGAAGCGCGACGGGGAUGAUGAUGCCAAGAAGACGCCGAGGCGGAAAGGUAGUAGUGAAGGACAUGAGACGCCAGCGAAGAAGUCUAGUACGCCGUCCACGCGAAAGACCCGAUCGAACACGAAGAAGGAGGCUGAGAAGGAUAAGAAGGGGGGAGAAGCAAGGAGGCAAAUGGGAGCAGCAUUGGCACUUAUGGUUGGCUGACAGGAAGAUAAGAUCAUCGAGUUGGACAGGCGUAACGAAAAGUCAACGGAAAGUCCAGAUCAGAAGACUUCGUGCUCGGAGGAUCAUGCCGAUUAUACACACCGGCGCAUCUCCCAGGGGUAUGCUGAUAUUCUGACGGCCACCAAGCCAUUUCUCUACACCCUGCCGGAGCCGAUACCAGCAUAGUCACACCCGCGAACGAUAACAUCAGGCCUCAAGAUGGACGAGAUUGAUGGCCAGUAGAUCUGAUUUCAGAUGUCCUCGGUUUCUCAGCUG